AUGGCAAAGCAUAGCGCAACCAAAGCCCGUCCACCACAACAGCCCUCUCAGGCACAACGGCAAGAGUCAGAAUCUGGCACCGACCAUGACCAUGACCAUGACGACACUAUCGACCACGACCACGACCAAGAGGACAACGAGAACGACAAUGACAACGACAAUGACAACGACCAAGAAGACAACGAUACCCAGCAACAGCAAGCGGACGGAUCAGCACCCAUCAAGCGCAAACGCCUCACACAGGCAUGCGAUCCCUGUCGAAAGAAAAAGAUCAAGUGUGAUGGCCUCAAACCCAGUUGUGCAAACUGCGCAAAGCUGGAGCUGCAGUGCACCUAUCUUCCGUCACUCAAGAAGCGUGGCCCGCGCCAGGGGUAUAUCGAACUGCUUGAGAAGCGGCUCGACAAGAUGGAAAAGAUGCUCCAACACGGCCCAGGGGCCAUUGACCCGGACAUGCUCGACCCUCCCUCGGGCCACCGCCCUGGUGCAGACGCAACCAACAACGACGGCAUUAAUUCGGAUAAACGGACCGGUGAUCACCGAUACUUUGGCAACACCUCUGCUCUUUCACAAUAUCAUGAGCUUAAGACAACCCCGCCUGCCUCACUCACAGGAACCACUGCAGGAGCACAGAUCAGAUCCAAGCGACCCAUCUACGGCAUUAGGGACGAAAUCCCCCGCAAGGACAUUCUCGACCAUCUCGUCACUCUCUUCUUCGACUCGGUCUACUACCAAUUCCCCAUCAUCCACCCCGAUACCUUUAUGAAGCAAUACAGAGAAGGCAAGGUCUCGCCCAACCUCCUCAACGCCAUCUGCGCCGGUGUCGCCCGCUUCUCCAACCACCCCGACGUUGUCACCACUCCCGCCUUCCUCGCUGGAGAGCCCUUUGCCACUAACGUUCGCAGCGCCGUCAUUGACUCAAUUGAUAUACCCACCGUCUCCAACGUCCAGGCGCUCUUGUUUCUCUCCAUGUACGAGUACGGCGCCGCACGAGGACCCCGCGCUUGGAUGUAUGGCGGCAUGGCCAUUCGAAUGGCUCUCGAACUCGGACUCAACCGCGAGGAUAGUAGCCCAGUCUUUUACCUCAAGGGCGACUGGGUCAUGCGGGAGACGCGCCGAAGGGCUUUCUGGGCUUGCUUCAUCAUGGACGUCCUUGCCUCGUCUUCUUCAGGUCGCCCCAGGAUGAUGGACGAAAGAGACUGUGAGGUCUUGUUGCCGAGUGAGGACAAUGCCUGGCAUGAGGCUCGACCCGUCGUCACCGAGAUGCUCCAGGAGGACGAGGAACCCACUUCAGCUACCUCUGAGGGCUCGUCGUGCAAAUCCGCUGCCAUGGAUCUGGGCAAGGACGACCUGCCUGGCGAGGACCUCUCUGGCAAUGAGCGCCGUGAUUCAACUACUAAUGGGGACUCCUCUCAUAAGGUUUCUUCGUUGAGCUCGUUCGCCUAUCUGAUCAGGAUUCUGGCGGUCCUCGGCAAGGUCUCGCAGUACGUCAAUCGACCCAGAGCCAAGAGGUCAAUUCCACCCAACGAGCCUGGAUCCGAGUUCUCUGUCAUCAAUGCCGCUUUGGACGCCUGGCUGAGCUCUGUUCCUUCUCACCAUACCUACUCGGUCGAGAACGCCAACAGAGUCAGGGACAAGGGUGAGGGCUGCAUGAUUGUCUUUAUGCACGUCAUCUAUCACACGUCGGUCGUCCUGCUCCACCGACCUAUCCUCGCGGCUGAGAAGGCCAGUUUUCCGAUUGAUUCCAACUUUGUCGAAACCUCAGUCGCACGGUGUGCGGAGGCAGCCAGCAAGGUCUCUGAGGUCUUGGAUUUCGUCAGCAACCAAUCCUGCCCUCCCCGCGUCUUUAUUUCUUCCUUCUUCGCCUACCCUGUCUUUACUACCGCCACUAUUCACAUCACGAACGCGUUUGCGUCGGAUCCUGUGAUUGCAGCAAGAGCGCGGAGGAAUCUCAGCACGCACGUCAAGAUUUUGCAGACCAUGAAGUCGUACUGGGCGAUGGCGGACAAGUUCUUCUACAUCAUUCGCGACCUCUAUUCGAUUCAGUCCAAGAUCAGCUCUUCAGCAGUGAACGGCACCAUUGUCGUCCCUCAAGUCGUCUCGCACAACGCUCAUGGAUUGCACGACUAUGCCUCCGAUAGUGCGGUCGCUGCGCUCAAGGCCAAGGAGAAGAUCAUGGAUGUUGACCGUCAAGGACGCAUUGGGGUGGAUCGGACUGAGGCCGAGGCCGCUCAGGGCGGCGUGAUGGAGGGGCACACUUCAGCACCCAAGAUGGUUGUCAACAGCAAGCUGGCCUCGAUCAGCUCGUUCCUCAAGAGCGACUCGGGUCUGAUUGCUUUGUGGCGACGCGCUACGGAGAUGCAGGUUAUCGACGAGGCCAACCAGGAAAAGCGUCGGUUGUCAGAGACGACGGAGAAUUCCCGCAAAGUUCAGCAUAUCUCGAUCCAGGACGAGAAGGAGCAGGGCAUGGAGGAGAAGGAGCUGAUGGAGCAGCGCAUCCGAAUGAACCAGCUUGAGAUUCAAGAAAUCAACCAGGAGUUUGAGCGUCAGUGGAAGGCCAAGCUCCUGGCCGAGGAACAACAAAAACAGCAGCAGCAGCAACAGUCGACGGCUUCCAGCGACAGCACUAGCGUCUCUGUCGAAUCUCAGGCGGAUGGUCAGGAUCAGACACAGUCAGGAGAAGUCUCGCCUACGGAGAAGCGGCCGACAGAAGCGAAUGAGUUGGCGAACCCACGGGCAGUUAAGCAGGCAAGAGUCAGCAAGCCCGAAACGACCCUCACCUCACUACGCGCCUCUCAGCGCAAGCCUCGAUCCAACUCGAACUCGAGUUCCAACUCCAACACGACCAACACGACCAGCCCAAUCACCACAACCAGCCUAAUCACCACGCCCUGGCCAAGUAUGGACCACAAUCAGGCACAAUCCGGUCCACAGCCUGGUUCGCAUGCCCUGUCAACAGCCGAUGGAAAUCUGAUGUAUCGCCAACCCAUUGCCCAGCCACCACAGUCGAUUCCUAGUCAAGGCAACUUUAUGAUGGCACAGCAGCAGCAACAGCCCGUGAUAUCUGCGCCCAACGCGUCCUUGAUGACUGCAGCAGGACGUCCCGCCGAUGUGAAUCAACAUUUGCUCAACGUGUACGCCCAGCAGCAUCAACAGCAGGAAGCGGUUUCACAGUCGAUCGACAUGCGACAAAACGCGACUAUCCAGAGGCAACAGCAACAACUCCAACAACAACAAGCUCAAGCUCAGAUGACGUCCUCCCUUUCUCUGGGACCACCUGGCGGCUUUACCUCUGAGUAUGCACCCACACCCACCAUGGCUCCACAACAGCCUUCACCUAUGACCCAGUUCCGCCAGCACCAACAGCUGCAUCAGCGUUACCAGCAUCAACAACAGCCACAGCCACAGCAUCAGACCUCGGCAGCAGGAUUCUCUAGCCCAGGCUAUUAUCCGCCCCUUGUCUAUGGAAGCAGCUACAGUCACCAGACGGCGGCGUAUCUGCAGAAGGAGCCUGUUGAUUCAAUCUUUGAUUUUGCGAUGCCGCUCGGAGAUUUGAACUUUUUGUCGAGCUCGUUCCAGAUGGCGCCGAUGAUGAUGCAGCAGACCCCUGCUACCCCUGCGACCAGCGGUAGUAACGCCUUUAUACAGCAGACCACGACCAUCAACAACUUGCCUCCUGGUUCUCUGGCUUCUCAGAGUCGGAUACAGCAACAGCCACAGCAGCAACAGCAAACAAUGAGUGUGAGUAGUACUUCAACCACAACAACCAGCAACGGAUCGCCAUCACUGCAAGUCCCCCGACUCGACGCCAACAACGAAUCAAACGGCCAAGGAGGCCGCCCUCCUGCAGAUUCCAAGAGCCCACAGACCACAACCCAGAUCUCGCCCGGUUUAGAUUCAUUCAUGAUGUCGGACGAGGCCUUUGCCGAGAUGCAGUCCACACCUGAUUCGUUGGUUCGGUACCUCCAGCACCACCACCAGCAGCAGCAACAACAGGAUCUGCAGUUGCAGCCCAAAGAUAAUCGGCAGCCGCUUUUGACACAGCAGAAUUCGUUGUUGUAUGAUGACUAUUUCCAGUGGAAUCAGCCGCCUACUGUUGCACCUUCCCUUCAGCAGCCCCAUCAGCAACAUGCUCAGCAGGUUCAGCAGGUUCAACAGCCGAUGAGUAUGGAUAUGGACACACCGGGCAUCUCAGGCAGGGUUGUUGCCCACUCUUCCAUCCCUUCCUUCUCUUAG
Linnemannia hyalina is the source of this 4233-nucleotide messenger RNA. Lineage: Eukaryota; Fungi; Mortierellomycota; Mortierellomycetes; Mortierellales; Mortierellaceae. The record is from the annotation of a GenBank genome assembly.